Molecule: messenger RNA, 921 nt
Organism: Cannabis sativa
Lineage: Eukaryota; Viridiplantae; Streptophyta; Magnoliopsida; Rosales; Cannabaceae
Exons: 1
Coding region: 1-921 (306 amino acids)
Source: RefSeq, a predicted model, not a curated record
AUGAGCAUUUUCAUCCUUCCGCAAAGUGUAAUAAAGGAGGUUGAGAGGCUUUGCAGAGGUUUUCUUUGGGGAGUUAAGGGUGACCGAAGUAAAAUUCAUUUGGCUUCUUGGGAUAAGGUUUGUCUUCCCAAACCGUUUGGUGGUCUCGGGUUCAAGAAUGGUGCAACUUGGAAUCGUUCUAUUCUAGGAAAGUUUGUUUGGGCUAUUAUGGAUAAGCAUGACAUUCUUUGGGUCAAAUGGGUCAACAACAUCUAUAUGAAAGGUGCUGAGUUUUGGGAUUACGAGUUGAAAGGGGAUGUAAGUUGGUAUUGGAGGAAACUUUGUCAUUUGAGAAGCCAUUUCAGCAAGCCUAUGGUGACAGCAGCUGUAAGGAAAGGUAAGUUUAUUGCUGCCAGAUUGUAUUUGGGGACUAUAAAGCUGAAUAUUGAUAGCUAUGACAAAUCUAUUUGGUGUAAUCUUUCUCUGCCCAAGCAUAGAUUCAUCUUAUGGCAGGUGGUUCAUGGACACUUGCUUACUAGAGAUAAUUUUCAUAAGUUUCACAUCAUUUUAGACUCUAGUUUCUGUCCAGUUUGUGGGAGUGAAGAGGAGAGCCACCAUCAUCUUUUUUUCAACUGUUGUGUCUCUAGGGAGGUUGUGAAGCAGAUUUUUGAAUGGUGUGGUGUUGCUGCCUGGUCGCUGGACUACAAUAGGUGGCGCUGCUGGGUUUCUAGCAAGAUUUCUGGUGUGGUUAAUUUGCUCUUUGCUGCCACCGUUUACAUGAUUUGGAAAAAUAGGAAUUUUUGUGUGCAUAAUAGUAGUUGUUUAACUAUAUUGAAGAUUGUAAAUGAGAUUAAAGAAUUAGUUAAAUACAGGUUGUAUAGUUUAAAGAAUAGGAAGAUUUAUCAAGCUGAAAAAGGCAUGUUUUUACGCCUUCUGUUGUAG